Molecule: messenger RNA, 399 nt
Organism: Saccoglossus kowalevskii
Lineage: Eukaryota; Metazoa; Hemichordata; Enteropneusta; Harrimaniidae
Source: RefSeq, a predicted model, not a curated record
AUGGAAUUGACACAGCAAAAUCAUACAUCAAGUUUCAAGAAUCCACAAAACAUAAUGUUACAUAUAGGCUCUAAUGACAUUGAUUCGGGACUACCACUCAAUGAAUGCCAUAGAAAAUAUGAAGAACUUUUAGAAGAAACACGUAACACCUAUCCAAAUUGCAAAGUGUUUGUAUCAAGCAUUUUGCCAAGACUUGAAAAUGCGUCAUUCAAGCACACCCAAUCCAGACUAAAUGAUUUAAUUCAAGAGACCUGCAAAUCCACCACUGAUGUUUAUUACAUCCAUCACAACCUUAUAGAUAAGGAAAAUAACAUCAAAUCAUAUCUAUUUGAAGACAAAGUCCAUGUCAAUAAAAAGGGUACAAGCUUUCUGGUAUAUAACAAAGAGAUACACCUAUAG